Molecule: messenger RNA, 336 nt
Organism: Cylas formicarius (sweet potato weevil)
Lineage: Eukaryota; Metazoa; Arthropoda; Insecta; Coleoptera; Brentidae
Exons: 1
Coding region: 1-336 (111 amino acids)
Source: RefSeq, a predicted model, not a curated record
AUGACGUACGCGAUAGAAACAAGAGAAGACACGAACAAAACAAAGAGAAUGCUGCGCGUAGGCGAGAUGAGGGUGUUGAGAUCAAUAGCUGGCAAAACCAGAAGAGACCACGUAAGAAACACCGACAUAAGAGAACAAUGCGACGUACAGGAUAUUGGAAGGCAGAGAAGAAGGCAAUGGUAUAACCACGUCAAGAGGAUGGGCGAAGAUAGAUUACCCCGCAUAGCUCUCGAGGGAAUACCAGUAGGAAGUCCGCUCGGUAGACCGCCGAAGAGGUGGAGAGACAGCUGGCAGUCCACAUCUCAAGAAUUAAUGCAACGGCAAGCCCGGAAUUAA